Molecule: messenger RNA, 816 nt
Organism: Olea europaea var. sylvestris
Lineage: Eukaryota; Viridiplantae; Streptophyta; Magnoliopsida; Lamiales; Oleaceae
Product: F-box/kelch-repeat protein At2g43270-like
Exons: 2
Coding region: 1-816 (271 amino acids)
Molecular function (GO): protein binding
Source: RefSeq, a predicted model, not a curated record
AUGAGGGCAACAGGAGAAAAAAGGGUUCUACAACUUCAUGAGCUAGAUGAGUUUUGUUUGGAUUCAUAUGAGAAUGCAAAGAUUUACAAGGAAAAGACUGAGAGAUGGCACAACAGACAUAUAAGGGAGAAGGAGAUUGAGGUCGGUCAGCAAGUAUUGAUGUUCAAUUCACACCUCAAGCUCUUUUCAGGAAAGCUAAAGUCUAGGUGGUCGGGUUCAUUCACAGUAGUAGCUGUGUUUCCACACAGCAAAUUGGAAAGAAUUGCCGAAGAUUUGCUUAUAGAAACUCUUCUCAUGUUGUCUGUGAAAUCUUUGAUUCGAUUUAGAUGUGUUUCUAAAACUUGGAGAGAACUCAUAAGGAGCACCAAGUUCAUUGCCAUGCAUUUGGAACAUGACAAAGAUGAAAUAGUCGUCAUCUGCAGUUACAUGCAAAAAGAGAACCAACAUAUGAUCUCCUUGCAUUCAAAUGAGGAUUCUCUUAGCCAAGUAUCAACAAAUGUGAGAAUUCCAUAUUUUGAUGCGCGAACACAACUGCAAAUUUUGGGUCCAUGCAAUGGUUUGAUUUGCAUUACUAAUUAUUACACCAUCAUGCUGUGUAAUCCCGUCUUACAAGAAUUUUGCUUAUCCCCCGAUUGUCCUUUUCCUUGCUCGCAUGGUUUUAGACCGAUAGUAUUCGGGAUGGGGUUUGGCUUCGAUCCAUGUACUAAUGACUACAAAGUUUUUAGAAUGUUGGAAGUUGUAAAUAAUGAUGAGGAUGAGUAUUGGAACGACAACGGCCCCAAAUAUGAGAUAUACAAUUUAAGUACUGAUUCCUAG